CAAAGGACCUAAAACUAUUUGAGAGAGGAGCUGAGGACAGAACCUCAGGGAGAACCACCACCAGCCUUGCCUGCUAUUUUACAGUCAGAUUUUGGCUUCUUGUUCUUGGUUUUCUUGACUAAACUUCCAACCGAAUCAGUUAUGUCAGGGGAGGAAAACAUUUUGUCCCACAACGAAGCCAUGCAGAAGGCAGGGGACCCCAAACGCUUUCCUCUAAUCCAAAUCAGAGGAGUUCCUCUCAGGAGCUUGAUUGCCAACAACUGGGACUCUAUCUGGGCUUUCCGUCCUGACCCCUCAGACCUCCUCAUCGCCACCUACCCCAAAGCAGGGACCACCUGGGUCCAAGAAAUAGUGGACCUGCUUCUUCACAAUGGAGAUGCUGAGGCCUGCAAACGAGCCCCCACACCUGAGCGCAGUCCUUUCCUAGAGAUCUGCUACCCACCACCCAUCCCCUCAGGUCUUGAUCGUCUGAAAAACAUGGAUCCUCCAAGAAUUAUCAAGACGCAUCUUCCUGUUCAGUUGGUGCCUCUUGGAUUUUGGGAAAACAAGUGCAAGACUAUCUACGUGGCACGCAAUGCCAAAGACAACAUGGUGAGCUACUACUACUUUGAUCUUAUGAAUAAGUACCAUCCUGAUCCAGGGCCCUGGGAGUGCUUCAUGCCCAAGUUCAUGCAAGGAGAGUUGUCAUGGGGCUCCUGGUAUGACCAUGUGAAAGGUUACUGGAUGGAGAGAGAGAAGAAGAAUAUCCUUUACCUCUUCUACGAGGACAUGAAAGAGAAUCUGCGACGUGAAGUGGAGCGCAUCAUGAGGUACCUGGACUUGUCAGUCUCCGAUGAGGUCAUCAGCCGGAUUGUGGAGCUCACGUCCUUUAAGAAUAUGAAGGAGAACCCGAUGACCAACUAUUCUUGCAUGCCAACACAUGUGUUUGAUCAGUCCGUCUCCCCCUUCAUGAGACAAGGUGAAGUAGGUGAUUGGAGAAACCAUUUCACAUCGGAUCAAUUAAAGACAUUUGAAGAAGACUAUGAAAAGCAAAUGAAGGAAGUCAACAUACCAUUCAGGAGUCUCAUCUAACAGAUUGGGUUUUUCAAACUGAUGCAGAAAGGAAAGACCGAUGAGUUGCUACUGUGCAGCGCUCAAAACAGAGGGAUACUGUCCAACUAUUUGAGAUGAGCUAUAUACCAAAACAAAACAUCAAUAAAUUUGCUUGAGCCUGGAUGAUGAACACUGUGAUCAUUGAGCCUCCUGAUAUGUAGAUACGUUUGAAGGGGCAAUAAAAAUGUGCUCGACAAUACAAAUCCAUUGGUCAUUUGAUGUCAUGAAACCACCAACAGAGUCUCCUGACUGUAUGAAGUCUAUAGAGAGUGCUCAGAGAAUGAGGUAACAACAGAGUUGUAAGUGCUAUAUCAUAGGCAACUGGACUUACUAGCGUUUCUUGAAGACAUUUCGCCUCUCAUCCAAGAAGCUUCUUCAGUUCUAAAUGCAGGGGUUCCCACCCACACAGGGUUUAUAGCCUGCAACUUCAUACCAGUCAUUUAGAACUGAAGAAACUUCUUGGAUGGGAGGCAAUACGUCUUCAAGAACACAAGCAAGUCUAGUUGCCUACGAUAUAGCACUUACAAUUACCAUGACCUGAAUGACUGAGAAUCUUCACCGACAAGUAACAAGAGAGCUGUCAAUAAGUUGUGGGCACCUUUCCUAAACUACCUUCCAAAUAGCACAGCAGACCUAGUAAGCAGGGGACAUAGCAUUGUAAACUGGCAUUCUUUGACUACCUGUCUGUCUGUUCUUGAAGUAUUUGAUGCUCUGAACUUGCUCCCCCUGACUUGUGCAAGAUAUCCAGGCUCUGAGAUCUCUAUAUCAUGCUUUCCUAUGUAAUGUAUAUGCCAACAUGCAAUGCUGCUUCUUUCUGUUUGUUUCUUUUUACAAAUCCCAUAAGGUCUGUGAUGUGCUCUUUUCUAUCUCUGCUGUCAUAUGUUUUUUUUUUUUUUGUUUUGUUUUUUGCUGUUGUUGUGUCAUGUUCUGUUAUUAAAACAACUGGGUGUAGACUGUUCUUCUUUAGAUGAGAUUAUAGCGCACUUGAGAGAAGCAGGGUAAAUACCAGUCUGCAGGGAGCUGUAAUUUUUUCUUCUAUGUUAUUUAUGAAGCAAUGGAAGACAGACUUAAACAAUUUGGUGGGGAUGGGAUCAAGAGACCAGGUGGGAGACUUUAGGUGCUGAAUUCCUCCAGAUCGUUGGAGUUGACAGGUGAGAAUGUAGACAUUUAGCUUAUGAUAGUGAAUUGGUGUAGGGGUGAAGCAGGGCUAGAUAUGAUGCUUCUCUGAAAGAAGACAGCAAAUUCAUCAGAUUUGGCAGUGGAGAGAAAGUCAAAAGGAGAAGAUUUGGAGGGAUUAAUCUGUUUGUCAGUCAAAGAGAACAGGAAUGAUGCAUUAUCCUGAUUCUGAUGUCAUGACCUUUUCUUCUCUUAGAGGUUACUUUUUAGAAACCAGGAAGUGAGACAAUGCCUAUAAGGAGCUUCUUCAGACAGAUUAAAUUUUGUUUUUGUAGAAAUCUGAUCUAGUUAAGAAAAAUCCAAGACACAACUUUAAAGAGCCAACAUUAUCAAUAAAUAAAUAAAUCAUGCAUUCAUACAUUACAUAAAAAGUACAUUAUUAAAAAAAGAAGAUUAUUAUAGUACAUUUUACAUCGGUAGUGUAGGUAUUGUUAGUUCAAGAUUUUAAAGUCUUUAAACACUUUUUUUCCCCAAUAUAUACAUUUGUGAAUUAUUUUCUGGGACCAGGAUAUUUUCUGGCAAAGGGCAAAUUUAGAAGUUAAAAGAAAUGAAAGCAUAUCAAAACAUUUUACAAAUCAUGUUACUUCCAUUUCUUAUUUAUAAAUUCUUUAAAAAAUAAAUGUUUGCCCACAAAAAAAGUUUAUUUAUUAAUAUAUAUCCAUUCACCUCUAGAAUGUAUUCAUUAUUCAACAGACAAUGCACAGAACUGUACAUAUUUCUUAUGUUCACUCUUAUUCUAUUCUUGUUUUUUCUACUGAUGUACAUCUCGGGGGUAAAUUUUUUCACACUUACAGCCUCAGCACAGUGACAAUAGGGCCUUUAUAUUAUAU
Molecule: messenger RNA, 3098 nt
Organism: Epinephelus fuscoguttatus (brown-marbled grouper)
Lineage: Eukaryota; Metazoa; Chordata; Actinopteri; Perciformes; Serranidae
Product: sulfotransferase 1 family member D1-like
Exons: 7
Coding region: 142-1071 (309 amino acids)
Biological process (GO): sulfation
Cellular component (GO): cytoplasm
Molecular function (GO): sulfotransferase activity
Source: RefSeq, a predicted model, not a curated record